AUGGUCCCUACAUCGUGGAUCAUGAUUCAUCUGAGGGAGUUGUUUAGGUUUCCGGCGAAUCGGUUCAGUGCGAAGCAGGUGGCGGAAAACAUUUACGAAUGGCAAGCAACGCUGAUGGGACCCCUUAGGAGUCCAUAUGAAGGGGGCCUCUUAUUCAUCUCCAUCCAUUUCCCAUCAGAGUACACCUUCAAGCCGCCAAGGGUGUCGUGGAAGACACCGAUUCUGCACUCCAACAUUGACAAACAUCGCGUCUUCCAUCCGCUACUCGUUACCACUACCUUGAGGCCCGAGACGACGGUGAAAGAACUCCUCCAAGCGCUCCAUGACAUGUUGCUUCACCUUAAGGUCGAGGAAGACGACCACUUCCUCGAAGACGUCGCCCGCAUGUGCGUCUUGGAGCCAGAGAGAUUUCAGAAGGAGGCCUGCUUGAUGACUGAGGCACAUGUCAUGAAUUAA
Molecule: messenger RNA, 456 nt
Organism: Eutrema salsugineum
Lineage: Eukaryota; Viridiplantae; Streptophyta; Magnoliopsida; Brassicales; Brassicaceae
Product: ubiquitin-conjugating enzyme E2 11
Exons: 1
Coding region: 1-456 (151 amino acids)
Biological process (GO): protein polyubiquitination
Cellular component (GO): nucleus
Molecular function (GO): ubiquitin conjugating enzyme activity
Source: RefSeq, a predicted model, not a curated record